This is a messenger RNA of Seminavis robusta, 1594 nucleotides long. NCBI's taxonomy places the organism in Eukaryota, Bacillariophyta, Bacillariophyceae, Naviculales, Naviculaceae. The record is from the annotation of a GenBank genome assembly.
AGCUCGACUGUUUCCUUUCUUUGAAUUUUUUAGCUUCCUCCCAGAGCUCUCACUUUUUCAUUUCAAUUCCCAAAGCCACAACCCAACAACCACCACGAUGAGACUUGUAUCCUCCUGUUUCCUUCUUCUAGCGCUGCCAUGCUUGUCGUUGGCAUCGGAGCAACAACAGUACAAAAGAGGUGUCGAACAGGCUGGAAUCUCCCGUGUCAAGGAUUUCUUCAACACCAAUGGCUACGUCUUGCUGCAAAACUUUUUCACUCACGAAAACAAGCUCUUGCUCAAGACGCUCCGAAACACUACCAAAUCGGUCUUUACCAAUACCUUUCAAGACAUGUACGACAAGGGAUUCACACAGUUUCCCGAGCACAGUCGUGUGAUUUUUGAAGCCGACGACAAAGGGGCCAAUGAAAAGAAGCGCAUUUACGCCAUGCAACCAGGACGAGAAAAUGGAUUUCAAGAGAUUGUCAUGCGCAAUGCGGGUCGUUACGAAAUUUCACUGCAACUCAAUCCGGAUAUCUUUGACAAUGACAGCAUUGAUCCCUUGUUGGAACAAUUGCGCGCUGUGAUUCCCUCUCUCUUUGACAAGGAAAUGGGAAACAUGACACACGUGAACCUGGCAUCGUCCCUCAUUAUCUCCACAGCAGGAGCCGGUGAACAAAAGUUCCAUGCCGAUGGAGAACACUUGGAUAUGGAGGAACAUUUGCCCGUGCAUUGUCUCAACGUCUUUAUUCCACUCGUUGAUGUCCCCGACGAGAAAGGUCCCACCGAGUUGUAUCCGGGAUCGCAUUAUGUCACCAGACAACCUUCGCCCAUGAACAUUGAUACCAACGAGUUGCGAAAACCCUAUGCGCCCGAGCUCAAACUGGGCGAUGCUCUCAUUUUCGAUUAUCGCAUCUUGCAUCGGGGAAAACCAAAUCGGUCCAAAAAACAUCGACCCAUGUUGGUAUUGGCCUUUUCCGAACCAUGGUUUACCGAUGUCAAGAAUUGGCCCCAGAGGAGUUUGAAACAUACCACUACCAAACGUUAGACCUGGUUACCAGGUAGUUAUUGGCUCUAAACGAGACGGAAAAGUAUCGGCACUUGACGUUGCAGCCUCCAAAGAUCUUGCAUACUUACUUACUUGUUGAUUUUAAAAGUAGUACAGUAGUGGCGCAACAUGUAGCUACUGUAGUCAUCAGUAGGUACCGGUACGGUACGGUCAAUGCUGCCAUUUAUCAUUGGUUAAUUAAAAGUAGUCUCUACGCAUACCUGUAUGCAUAGCUAUAGCUGGCUGAUCUGAUAAGUUACUUGUGGUGAAGAGACAGGACAAUUGAGAGAUGCUCAAGAAUCCUGGAGCGUUCAACACCAAGAUGCUCGCAGCCAUUGAUUGCAGGGUCCAUUUCUUGGAUUCAAUUAGCACUCGAAUGCGUUCGACCCAGUAUACAUGUACACUGAAGACUUUCUUUUGCUCCACAGGAAUUCACAGAGAUGCUGUUGGAUUCGAUUCGCACCGGGACCUACUAGUACCAUGGCGAUGAAAUCGUAACAGGUUCCGACUAACUCGGUGCUCUUGAGCCUGUGAAGCUGCAACAUUAAAUGGAUCCUUUAUAUACCA